Molecule: messenger RNA, 7948 nt
Organism: Hippoglossus stenolepis (Pacific halibut)
Lineage: Eukaryota; Metazoa; Chordata; Actinopteri; Pleuronectiformes; Pleuronectidae
Gene: hcn2b
Product: hyperpolarization activated cyclic nucleotide-gated potassium channel 2b
Exons: 8
Coding region: 140-3310 (1056 amino acids)
Biological process (GO): transmembrane transport; potassium ion transport
Cellular component (GO): membrane
Molecular function (GO): voltage-gated potassium channel activity
Source: RefSeq, a predicted model, not a curated record
GAGAGCAGGAGGCUGCUGCUGCUGCUGCUGCUGCUGCUGCUGCAGCUGCUGCUUUGAACUCACACCUUCCUCCUCCUCCUCUGCCGCCGCCCAGUCUCGCCAGGUUCGAGGUGUGUGUGUGUGUCUUCGUCUGCCGGUGAUGGACGAGGCUGAGGACGGCGAGGAGGAGUCCAAAUUCCAGCAGCUGUUUCUUCUUCCACCUCAAGUCGCCAGCCCGACCGGACGCGCGGAUCAUGGCACCGGCAGAGGAGCCGAGAUGAAGAAAUUCACGCCAGGAGGCGGAGCCGCGUCCGUUGCGCGCAAAAACUCCAACAUUAACGAGCUGUGGCUCCUGUGCCCCGAGGACUCUGCGCCUCUCAGUGCCGGCGGCAGCGCAACCUCUCCGCCGCGCCACAGGGCUGCUGCUGCUGGAGGUGGCUCAGAGUCAGACCACAGGAGCGCAGGGGACGCAGCGUCAGAGGCAGGCUUCAGUAUGAUAUGCAACAAAAACGGAGAUUGUAGAAGGGACCCGACCAGCUCAGGGAGCCUCUCCUCCCUCAUCUCCAGGCAGGAGAAGCAGGCAGAUGGAGGAGUAGCGGCGGCAGGAGGACCAGAGGCUGAGAGCAUGGACGGCUCCAUAACUUCACCGGGGUCCCUGACGCAGGGACGCGGAGCCGAGGUCAGGACCGGGGCAUCGAUGGAGAAGAAGGACUCCAGAGUUUCCUUCUCCUACGCCCCGACCGGCAAAGGACAGACUCCGAGUCUGCAGUCGAGACAUUCUGUCACGUUCUCCAAAGCCGAGGAUGGUUCUCAGAUAGUUCCGGACGAUGGGGACUCCAGAGGGAAUCAGACGUACAUGCAGCGGCAGUUCAGCUCCAUGCUUCAGCCCGGAGUUAACAAGUUCUCCCUGCGCAUGUUUGGCAGCCAGAAGGCGGUGGAGAAGGAGCAGGAGCGCGUAAAGUCAGCGGGUAAUUGGAUUAUCCACCCGUACAGCGACUUCAGGUUCUACUGGGACUUCACCAUGCUGAUGUUCAUGGUGGGCAACCUGAUCAUCAUCCCCGUGGGCAUCACCUUCUUCAAGGACGAGACCACAGCGCCCUGGAUCAUCUUCAAUGUGGUUUCCGACACCUUCUUCCUCAUGGACCUGGUUCUCAACUUCAGGACGGGCAUCGUGUUUGAGGACAACACGGAGAUCAUCCUCGACCCCAAGAAGAUCAAGAAGAAGUACCUGAAGAGCUGGUUCGUGGUGGACUUUGUCUCCUCCAUACCUGUGGAUUAUAUCUUUCUCAUCGUGGAGAAAGGGAUCGACUCGGAGGUUUACAAGACGGCCCGGGCGCUCCGCAUCGUCCGCUUCACAAAGAUCCUCAGUCUGCUGCGACUGCUGAGGCUCUCCAGACUCAUCCGUUACAUCCACCAGUGGGAGGAGAUCUUCCACAUGACCUAUGACCUGGCCAGCGCUGUGAUGCGAAUAUUCAACCUGAUUGGUAUGAUGCUGCUGCUGUGUCACUGGGACGGCUGUCUCCAGUUCCUGGUUCCCAUGCUGCAGGACUUCCCGUCCGACUGCUGGGUCUCCCUCAACAAGAUGGUGAACGACUCAUGGAGCGAGCUCUACUCCUUCGCCCUCUUCAAGGCCAUGAGCCACAUGCUGUGUAUUGGAUAUGGAAGACAAGCCCCGGAGAGUAUGUCGGACAUCUGGCUGACCAUGCUGAGUAUGAUCGUAGGAGCCACCUGCUACGCCAUGUUCAUCGGCCAUGCAACUGCGCUCAUCCAGUCUCUGGACUCGUCGAGGCGGCAGUACCAGGAAAAGUACAAACAAGUGGAGCAGUACAUGUCCUUCCACAAACUUCCGGCCGACUUCCGACAGAAAAUCCACGACUACUACGAGCACAGAUACCAGGGCAAGAUGUUUGAUGAGGAGAGCAUCCUGGAGGAGCUCAAUGAGCCUCUGCGAGAGGAAAUCGUCAACUUCAACUGUCGUAAACUGGUGGCGUCCAUGCCGCUGUUUGCCAACGCCGAUCCCAACUUUGUGACCGCCAUGUUGACCAAACUGAGAUUUGAAGUCUUCCAGCCCGGAGACUACAUCGUCAGAGAGGGCACCAUCGGUAAGAAGAUGUACUUCAUCCAGCACGGCGUGGUCAGCAUCCUGACCAAAGGAAACAUUGGGAUGAAGCUGAUGGACGGAUCCUACUUUGGAGAGAUCUGCCUGCUGACCCGAGGUAGACGGACGGCCAGCGUGCGAGCGGACACAUACUGUCGCCUCUACUCCCUCUCGGUGGACAAUUUCAACGAGGUGCUGGAGGAGUAUCCCAUGAUGAGGAGGGCCUUUGAGACGGUGGCCAUUGACAGACUGGACAGAAUAGGCAAGAAGAACUCGAUCCUGAUGCACAAAGUUCAACAUGAUCUGAACUCGGGUGUUUUCAACAACCAUGAGAAUGAGAUGAUCCAGGAGAUAGUUAAAUAUGAUCGGGAGAUGGUUCAACAGGUGGAUGUACCACGACCACGGGCCAUGUCCAUGACACCUUCUCUAAAUAGUGGGAUCUUUUCUCCUCCGGGUUCCUCCAACCAGCUUCAAAAUUCAGCAAUUGCCACUUUGCAGCAGGCAGUCGCCAUGAACUUUUGUGCCCCAAUGCAGGGGAACUCAGUGGGAGCAGGGAACCUUCAGUCCCCAAGGAUGGUGAGGAGAUUCCAGGUGGUGCAAAGUGUGUCCAGCCCUGUCUCAGCCUCUCCCCUGCAGGCUCAGCUCCUUGCUUCUGGUGCCUUUGCUCCGGUCCUGACCAGCCCCCCUGUCCAGAGCCCGCUGGCUGUUGGAGGACGGUCAUUCCAUUAUGGGUCCAGUGCACUGGCUGGUCCCGCCUCAGGCUCUCAGCUUUCACUGGCCCAGCAGCACAUAGCCAGCCCUGCACACCGGCUCAGCACACAUAAGAGCACCCAUUCCUUGCAAAUGGCCAGUCUGAGCCAAGACGCCAGAGCACUGUCAGUGUCUCAGCCCUCACUGCCUCAUGAGGGGGCACAACCAGGUGCCCCUAGUCCACCCCAUUCUACACGAGUCUCCUCUACUUCCAUUGGACCCCCUCAGACCCCAUCAGGUCACACAGGGGUUCGCAGCGCUAUACCACACAGGGUGGUACUGCCCCACCAAAUGUCUGUGGGGGCGUUCCCUGUAGCAUCGCUGCCUGGUUCUGCACAGAGUUUUGGGGCUGUUGCAGGACUGGCGGUCGGGGGUGUGGGAACAGGUCUGGGGGACUCGGGACGACCCAAGAAGGACUCUGUUGUGAGCCUUCCUGAGACAGACCACAUCAAAGUUAGAUCCAGGCUGUCAUCAAACUUGUGAUGUUAAUCAAACUCUUGCAGGAGGGACUCAGUUAGGGGGCAUCCCUGCACGAACAUGGGAGGAUUUCUGUUCUCCCCCCUACAGUUCCUCUUCUCUCUACUCACCCCAGUUUGACUCUCCGAAUGUAUGAAUGUUGACUGAGUGGCUGCGAGGAUAAUCUUAGAGAUGACUGUUCUAAUAUAAUAAAGCCUGUAUGGUGACUUGUGAAUCUGCAGCAUCAAGACAUUUCUACUCACACAAAUAGUAGAUGCACAUAACAGUAGUGGUAACGUAGCAUCUGCUGAUAUCCCCCUCCUUUAUUUAUUGUAUUUCAGUAAGUAGUUAAAACCAAAUGGGUAUAUCUGCUUCACCGUCCAUUUCAUUCCGCUCAUUUAAUGGAAAUCUGGGGCCAGAUGGGACUAAAAGAAAAUCAGGGACCUGAUAACAGAAGUUGGCACUUUAAAGUGUCUUAACUACUGUAUCUACCACAUUAUUCUCCUCACAAAGCAUAAUAAUCCAUGGCUUCAUAAAAAGUCAUGAACAAUUUUGAUAUUAAAAUAGGUGUGUUUUACUGUUAUUGACUCUCAACUCAAAUAGAACAUCAGAGCAAAUGUAAGCACAAAAGUGAACUAUUUAUAUAUAUAUAUAUACGAUGAAUAUCCUUCAAACUGAAAUUACAUCUGUGGGACAAGAUGUUUUGUUCCAGCCAAGCCAUCGAUUUCAAAAGGAAAUGUCUAUUUUUUUUAUUUAAAACUGCAUUAAUCAAUAUUUUUUUAUAGUAACAGUUAGUCAAAUGAGUGCAAUGCGAGUGAUCACUCAAAUCUGCUUAUUUAUAGCCUCAUAUAGCUCAUUUGGUUUUAAGACCCACAAUUACUCUAGCGUCGGGGGCUUUAAACUAUUCUCACCAUAAAGAACAUCCCGAAAUACGAUCUAAGCUAUUCUGAAUGUGGACCAUCCCAAAUUGAGUCUAUGCUUUGCUACAUUAUAAUUAUAAUUCAAAGGGAAUUUUCCAAUAAAAUUGGACAGAGAAGACAAGUGGUGAGGGAGGAACAUCACAAACAAACAGGAAACAUUAAACUAUGUCAAUCUGCAAAUAGAAAAGUCAAAGUCGUAGUUUACAUUGUAUAGCGUACAGUAAACUAACAAGGAGGAGAAGUGGUAACAAUUCUGUAUUCAUUCGUUCAUUUGUACUUAAUUGAUAGUUUAUGAUUUUGCAUUGGUAAGUCAACCCAAAAGACUCUUAGUGGCGACAGAGUUGACUGAACUGCUUGAUAAACAGUGAGACGUCUCUGUGUCUGUCCCAGACACACAGAGACACGUUGCACCCUUUGGUUUAAUAGCUAUCGUACUUGCCUAAACUCAGACUGUCUUGGAUAAAAACAUGAAACUAAUUGUAAGCUAUCAAGCAAGCAAAUAAUGUUACCAUUACAGUUAACGUCACUGAUUGGCUUUAGCAACAUCGUGUCGUGCAAAUCUUACUCAGUUCAAAUAUCUCAACUCAAGAGGAUGAAGUGAACGAUGCAAAUUUUGCGCGGCUGUGACGUGAGAGGAUUGAAACUCGUAUCGCUUCUUUGCAUCGACUUUGCUUUUAAUCUCAUUGUCAGAGCUGUGUCUCUGUUUGUUUUGGAGUUCUGCCUCCAAGUGGGUGAAUAUAUAUUAAUGUAGCUUUAAAAUUCAACAGCUAUACCUGAGUAAACGACACCUCGUCUUAACAGCAGAAAUGUUUUCUGAAUAGAUUAGUUAUAUCUCACACUUUGUGAAAGUAUUACUUCGUAGAAAUAAUAAUAUACUGCCAGUUAAUUACAAGAAAUUUUAUACCAGUCUAAAUGUAAACUCAUUCGAAGUCACACAAUCAAAAUGUAAAUCCAUUCUUUUCUAACUCUGAAUGUCACAUUUCUGGCAGCGGCAGUCGCGAUUGCCAAAGCCAAUUCGUAGAGAUAAUGAAACUCCUACAAAGCUCGACCUCACUAUAAACGCUAAAGUUUUGAUCAACAGCCAAGGACAGUGCAGAUACUUUGCAGGAUGCAUCUUUCAGUGUGCCUCUAUCAUUAAUGCCCCAGUAACAGUUCAUCAGAUGCCGCUGAGUUGCGUCCAAACGCAUUUGGGAGAGGACCUUUUCUCCCGGACCUGACAUUCUAUUCACCUCAUUUCACUAAUGCCUGAGCCAUUACUGCAUAAUGAGAGUGGAAAUUGGAAUUUCUCUGGUCUGUUUGGGACUGUUACCAUUCCCCUUCCAUUGGAUUUCAUUAUACUGUGCCAAUAAUCCUCUCGCAUGAUCGUUUUUGCAUUUUCAUUGUGUUCUGUUUCGGUUCAGAUUCCAAAUGGGACAAAGUCGAAAGCUUAUGAGUAUUUUUAUACGGUGUUUUUGAGGUCUGCUCUUUCUGCCCAAAUGAUGCCCUUUGGAACUUAUCAUGGAACAUAUAAUUAAUACAGAGGCUUGUUAUGAGAAUAGUGUUUCGCUGAACUCCACGUUGUCUCCUGAAAGGAACUGUCUCAGGGCACAAAUGGAUUUAACGACAAAAAAUUAGUCUACAAACUUUUAAUGUCGCUCACAGAAGAAGAAGAUGGUGAGAAGGAGGAAGACGGGAUAGAAAUUGGUCAAUAACCUCAGUCAAAUUACAAUCAGAUAUUAAUAACUUAGAGGUAGGGUUGGUCACUUGUUUCCCGAAACUCUUUUUAUCCCAUGUGUUGAAAUCUUCUCGCCAUUAAUAAAUAAAGUGAUCUGAAAAAAAGGCCGGUGUCUGUAACAGAGAAGUUGACUUGUAGCAUUUGUCAGGCAUUCACGUUCACGUGUUUUGGCGGCGUAGCUUUGCUGAUGCGAGGGGGCGGGAUGUAUCAGUUGCAGAUUUCCAAAGUGUAGCCUGUUCUCGCUUGCUUUUCCAAGAUUACCAACCCUAGAUUUAAAGAUCAACGAUACAAAAUGACAAAUGAACCCAAUGAUACCAAAGUUUCAAGGCCUGGGAUUUUCAUGGAUACAAAUAUUUCAGGAUGUUAAGACACAAACAACAUGUCACAGACUGAACUAUUCACUGUGUCUAACAUACAAAUUAUAGAGUAAUACCCUUAAAUCAUUCCGACAGUCUGAGAGUGAAGUUGAACACACAGGCACACAAAGCAAUAGCUGAAGAGUGUGGUCACUAUAUGCAAUGAUUUUCUCUUGAGGUGUUGAUGGAGAUGCAAUAUUUCACGUCAUGGACGGAGUUCUCAAACUUUAACGAGAAUCUGUUCAAAGUCUGGAAGAGUACGAGCGUGUAUCCAGUUUUAAAUACAUGAUCGCCAUGCUGACAUCGGACUACAUUGAUUUACUGUCACUACAGAGACACACUCAAACACAAGUUUGCAAAAAAUCUUUUUAAUCUUUAACAAAAUGGAUAUUAUCAUCUCGAAUGAACCCAUAUUUCUUGAGCGUAGGAAUUGAAUCAGAGCGAAACUAUUUGUAUUACAGAGGAUGUCUCACUUCUUCUUUCUCCACAGUGACUCACAGUACCACCCGCAGUCUGUGUCAGGUCCUGUGCCAGUUGCUGUGAGGUCUGCACGGUUUCUUCUCUUGUUUGGGUUUUCUUUUCUUUCGGAUCUCACACUUCGGAUCUCACACCUCCUGAAAAUCCUGUACCUUUGACCAAUGCUGCUCACUGAUAUUUUUUUUCUCUCUCUGCCGUUACCACCUGAAUAGCAUGUUGCACAGAACUCUGUAAACACGUUUUCCCUGUUUUUUCUGCAACGUUACAAACAUAUUAUGUAAAUGCUACAAACAACUCAGCUGUUCGCCCUGCAGGCUUUGGUGAGGAUGACAUCUGUGCCACACACACACACACACACACACACACACACACACACACACACACACACACACACACACACACACACAGCAGGGUCAACACAAACAUCUGUGUUCGCCAAGUUUUCAAAAGACUCAUUCAUUUUUCUUCCUGUCUUCAAUGCCACAGCUUCUCCGGGUUUAACGCUAUUUUCCAAUGUUUCAUUCACACGUGUCUUUGGGUUCAUCAAUGGCAGUAAAAACAUGGAAGUGCUUCAAAUGUUUACUUACAAGGGCUGUUCAUUCGAACUGAGCGAGGAUGUGAUUGUGUGUCUCUAUCUCACAAAUGUACAUUGAUGCUCAUGAGUUCAGAUUCUUUUCUAUUCCAUUGGCCAAUAAUGAGGAACACCAACACUAAAACAAUAUAUAAUGCACUUUUUAUACUAGUUGUUUAUGUAUUUUACAGAAUAUAAUACAGUAUGAGUCAAUACCAAACUGCAGUCCGCAUUUAUUUAUUUGUUUUGUACAUUCUUCGAUCCCAGACAUGUUGGUGUGAGUAAUGGCAUUCAAUGAUGAGGGUAAAAAAGCAGAGACCGAAAGCAAUCAAUACCUUAACACUACAGACGAAUGUGCGCAGGGAACAUACACUGAGUUCUUCACCACUGACCAUGAAUCCCCCAGAAGCAAACAGACGAUCACAGGCGCUCAGAGCAGACGCUGCAGCGCGAGUGUUUCUGGGUCAGGGACCUGAUUUUCUUUUAUCGAGCCGCUCCACACCUGUCACCUCCCAUUAUAAUGUACUGUUUCCUAUAGUGCCUAGCAUAUCGUAGACUCCACAUACAUGUACUAUACUCUCUGUGUGUGUGUGGCUGUACAAAAUAAAUGCAAGCUCCUCCACAAUG